Molecule: messenger RNA, 7414 nt
Organism: Melanotaenia boesemani (Boeseman's rainbowfish)
Lineage: Eukaryota; Metazoa; Chordata; Actinopteri; Atheriniformes; Melanotaeniidae
Gene: daam2
Product: dishevelled associated activator of morphogenesis 2
Exons: 26
Coding region: 359-3589 (1076 amino acids)
Biological process (GO): regulation of non-canonical Wnt signaling pathway; negative regulation of oligodendrocyte differentiation; positive regulation of canonical Wnt signaling pathway
Molecular function (GO): actin binding; small GTPase binding
Source: RefSeq, a predicted model, not a curated record
AAGCUCUGGGGAGAAGCAGACAAAACGCAGCGAAGGCAUGGGAUCUGGACCUGAGGCUCGCACUCUGAAAGGCACAAAGAGUUUUCUGAAACCAGAGGAUGCAGGGAUGCUUUAAAAUUUUCUCUUAAGCUGUCUUUGUGGAGUGGCUUUUUUUUUUUCUUUUUCUUUUUUUCCUCUCCAUUUGUUAGUGACUCAACACAGGGAUAAUUCAUCUCGUAGCCCAGCCCCUCUGAAUUGGAUCAUGCCCCCUAGAUAGCAGCCUCAUCCUCCUCUCCACUCCCCCUCCCUGCCCCCUCAGCCCCUUCCUCCACCUUCCUGGUCCAACACCACCACUGCCACCUUUGUCUCCUCAGUCAUCAUGCCCCCCAGGAAGAGGACGCGGUCGGGCUUGGGCUUCCUAUGCUGCUUUGGCAGCAGUGAGCCCCCAGAGAUCAACCUGAAGGACAGCGUGCCGCUGCAGCUGCUGGAGUUCAGCGCCCCCAUGCCACCUGCAGAAGAGCUGCAUGCACGUUUCUCCGAACUGGUGGAUGAACUGGAUUUGACAGAUAAGAACAGAGAGGCCAUGUUUGCUCUGCCUGAUGAGAAGAAAUGGCAAAUCUACUGCAGCAAGAAAAAGGAGCAAGAGGACCCCAACAAACUGGCCACCAGCUGGCCGGAUUACUACAUAGACCGUAUUAACUCCAUGGCGGCUAUGCAGACAUUGUUUGCCUUUGAUGAGGAGGAGAUGGAAAUGCGGAACAAGGUGGUAGAAGAUCUGAAAACGGCACUCCGAACUCAACCGAUGAGGUUUGUCACACGCUUCAUCGAACUCGAUGGCCUCACCUGCCUCCUCAACUUCCUGCGUAGCAUGGACUACGAGACGUCAGAGAGCCGUGUGCACACCUCCAUCAUUGGCUGCAUCAAGGCCCUGAUGAACAACUCGCAGGGCCGUGCACACGUCCUGGCCCACCCUCAGAGCAUCAACACCAUCUCACAGAGCCUGCGGACGGAGAACAUCAAGACCAAAGUGGCGGUGCUGGAGAUUCUCGGGGCUGUUUGCCUGGUACCAGACGGGCAUAAGAAGGUGCUGCAGGCCAUGGCACAUUACCAGAAAUAUGCUGCUGAGAGGACUCGCUUUCAGUCGCUGCUGAAUGAACUGGACAGAAGUACUGGCCGCUACAGAGAUGAGGUCAACUUGAAGACUGCCAUCAUGUCCUUCAUCAAUGCUGUGCUGAAUGCAGGAGCUGGAGAGGACAACUUGGAGUUCCGCCUCCACUUAAGGUACGAGUUCUUGAUGUUGGGCAUUCAGCCGGUCAUUGACAAGCUCAGAGAGCACGAAAACGCCACCUUGGAUAGGCAUUUGGAUUUCUUUGAGAUGGUGAGGAAUGAAGAUGACUCAGAGCUGGCCAAAAGGUUUGAUAUGACCCAUGUAGACACAAAGAGUGCCGGCGCCAUGUUUGAGCUCGUCAAGAAGAAACUGAGCCACACAGAUUCUUACCCACACCUCCUCUCCAUCCUCCAGCACUGCCUGCAGAUGCCCUAUAAACGUGCAGGUGGCAGCCUCCAGCACUGGCAGCUCUUAGACCGGAUCCUCCAGCAGAUAGUCCUGCAGGACGACAAGGGAGAGGACCCCGAUGUCGCCCCUCUGGAAAACUUCAGUGUUAAGAACAUCAUUCGCAUGUUGGUCAAUGAAAAUGAGGUGAAACUGUGGCGAGAUCAAGCAGAGAAGUUCAGGAAAGAUCAUGCAGAGCUGCUAGCUAGACUGGAGAGGAAAGAGCGAGAGUGUGAGACUAAAACCCAAGAAAAGGAAGACAUGAUGAAGACUUUAAACAAGAUGAAGGACAAGCUACAGCGUGAGGGCGUGGAGCUGCGUUCGGCCAGGGAACAAGUGUUGGACUUAUCGUCACGCAUUAACGACAGGGCUCAGGGCAGCAGUGUCUCUAUACCGCCUCCACCUCCACCACCUGGCGGCCCCAUGGCACCACCUCCUCCACCUAUGAUGGCCGGCUUUCCUCCACCACCACCUCCUCUACCGUUCAGCUGCCCGCCUCCUCCACCGCCUCCUCCUCCACCUGGGGGACCACCUCCUCCACCAGGAGCCCCUCCUAUGUUUGGAGCUCCACCUCCUCCCCUUCCCUCAUCAUUCAGCUCCAUGAGCAGCAUGCGCUCCAAGUCCAUUCCUCAGCCUUCUCACCCUCUCAAGUCCUUCAACUGGUCCAAACUUGGAGAGAAUGUGAUCAAUGGCACCAUCUGGAACGAUAUUGACGACCUGAGAGCAUUCAAGAUUCUUGACCUGAAGGACAUAGAGAAGAUGUUUUCAGCAUAUCAGAGACAGCAGGACCUGCUAACUAACCAAUCCUUCAAACAGAAAGAGACGGGCUCUAUGGAUGACAUAUACGUCAGCACGAGGAAGGUUAAAGAGCUGUCGGUCAUCGACGGCAGACGUGCACAGAACUGUGUCAUCCUGCUAUCAAAGUUAAAAAUGACAAACGAAGAAAUAAAGAGGGCGAUAUUAGAGAUGGACGAGAGAGAAGAGCUCGCCAAAGACAUGUUGGAGCAGCUGCUUAAGUUUGUCCCGGAGAAAAGUGACAUUGAUCUGUUGGAGGAGCACAAACAUGAGUUGGAGAGGAUGGCCCGGGCUGACCGCUUCCUCUACGAAAUGAGCAGAAUUGACCACUACCAGCAGAGACUGCAGGCUCUGUUCUUUAAGAAGAAGUUUGCAGAGCGUCUUGCUGAAAUUAAACCGAAAGUUGAAGCCAUCCUGAAUGCAUCCAAGGAGGUGGUCCGGAGCAAGCGACUGACUCAGGUCCUGGAGGUGGUGCUGGCCUUCGGCAACUUCAUGAACAAAGGCCAGCGGGGUAACGCCUACGGAUUUAAGGUCUCCAGCCUGAACAAGAUCGUUGACACCAAGUCCAGCAUAGACAGGAACAUCACCAUGUUGCACUAUUUGAUCAUGAUCUUCGAGAAGAACUACCCAGACACGCUGCACAUCCAGGAGGACCUCAGUAGCGUGCCUGUGGCUGCUAAAGUCAAUUUGGCUGAGUUGGAAAAGGAAGUGCAUAACAUCAAGAGUGGACUGAAAGCUCUAGAGGCGGAGCUCCACUAUCAGCAGAGCAGGACACGGGAACGUGGGGAUAAGUUUGUGGCUGUGAUUGGUGACUUCAUCACUGUGGCUGGAUUCAGCUUCUCUGAACUGGAGGACCAGCUAAGUGAAGCCAGGGACAAGUUUGCCAAAUCUCUGAAGCACUUUGGGGAGGAGGAGAAGAGGAUGCAGCCUGAUGAGUUCUUCGGGAUCUUCGACACCUUCUUGCAGUCGUUCAGCGAAGCGCGGCAGGACCUGGAGAACAUGCAGCGACGCAAGGAGGAGGAGGAGCGGAGGGCCCGGAUGGAGGCCAUGCUGAAGGAGCAGAGGGAGCGGGAACGGCGGUCCAAGAAAGGCGGAGCGUCAGACGAGGUCAGCGGGGAGUUCGAUGACCUGGUCUCUGCGCUGCGCUCCGGAGAGGUCUUUGAUAAGGACCUGAACAAAUUCAAGCGUAACCGUAAGCGCUCUGUCAACCAGCUAGUGGAGGGUGGCGGUCGCGAGAGAGCCGUCACCAAGGUGAACUACUAGGUUGGGAAAAAGCCGCAGAAACCAGACAACUAAAUUCUGCCUUGGUGUAGAGCUUGUAACACAUUCAGUCCAGGUCCUGGAACAGUUGCCGCUCACUUUGGAGCAGAUGUAAGUAACAGCUGGACUGGACAUCUAGCGACACACAUGAGCAGCAGAUAUGCCGUCUUGAAGGAUGCAACACUCUGACUGGUCUUAUAAAGCUACUUCCAACCGGUUCGCCCUGGAUGUUGUAAGAUCUCGAUAGCUGGGAUGGAUGGUUGGACAGACCACUGUGACACAUUGCCCCAUGUCAUUUGAUUACAUCCUUUUAACACUGUGCUCAAGGUUCUCUUAUACUUUUUUUUCUCCCUUCACAAACCUGCUCUCUUCCUCUGCGAGCUUCUUGAGGUUGAAAAAGCCCCUACAGUUUGGUUAUCUGGCUCUAAAACACACGAGACAUUGGGAUCAGGCGGUUAUUUUGUACAUAAAGGAAAGGAUUAGAAAAGGGACUAUGAAGCAGCUUCUGGAAGAUUUAAAGAAAAGAAAAAAAAAAACAGAAAGAGAAGAGGGAACCAAGCCAUAACCUCCACAGUCAUGGUCUCUUUUUCAGAUGUUCCCAGGGGGAAAAAAAAAGUCUUCACAGUCACAUAAAAGAUGAAUGUUCAGGAAUUCUGGUAGUUGCAAAAAAUGUGUUGGAGUUGGUAAUUCCAAAGGAUGCGGGGUUAUCACUUUCAAACAGAGGAUUAAUCAGGUGGCAAGCAGCAUUUCCAGGAAGAACAUGCCGACUGUCACUUCUCAAGGAAACGACGACUCAUCUCGAUCCAAACAACGAAAUAAUGACUGUGCCACAUGGAUCGAGCCUCACCUACACUCUGACAUGGUUUCAACAUUGCUCUGGCAUCAAGCAGUGCCAAAGCAGAGAAAAAAAAUGUAAAUGUAUUAAUACAAAAUAUACUGCAAUUAGGCGUUGAUAUAUAUUUAUAUUUAGAUGCAGACAAGCUAAUUGCAAAGAUGUAGAGGUUUUUUAUGUUUUGGCAUUUUGGGAUUUUGUACACACGAUGCAUUCUUUGUUGGUGUUGCAAGUUCACAUUGAUGUUGAAGUGGAUUUCUAUACAUUUUGCGCUUUACAUUAAGAGAUAAAUGCUUCUCCUCACACCUUUAUGUCUUGUUUGCACUGUAGCUUUUCUGACUAACUUUACACUCAAAAUAACACAUGCCAACUUAAGCCUACUCUAAUGAAGGAAUCCUGUAAAUGAUUUAGACUUAAAGAAACUCUACAAUUAGUUAAUGAUCUGCCAUCAGUUUCUGAAGUUCAUUUCUAUUUUUUCCAUCUGUUUUAACUGUAGAGAAUCAUGUGCCGUAUCUGUAGUUUCAUAGCAUCUCUUAAGUCAAAUCAAACCCCACCAUGUGAUGGGUCUAUUUAUUGUUGUAACGUCAGGGUACAACAAGGCACUUAAAUUUCUACUCGAUUGAAGUCAUUGUGGUUCAAACUUCCAGAAAAGAAUCCAAGCUACCAUCUGUUUUUGCAGCUUUUGUUUAUUUUAUCAGAGCCGCACACUGACGCCAGCCUCAUUUUCCUUAAAGGAUGUUGAUGUAGAGUCUAUUUUUUAAAAGUUUAUAAAUGCAUUUCCAAAAGCUAAGCAGCAGGAUUGGUUCUAAAUCCAUUUAGUAAAGAUACAGAAGCUGGCUGUAGGAGGUGCUCACAGAGAGCACGUUACUCCUGGGGUAAAGAGUGACUCCCCCUUUUUUUUUUCCACAUAUGAACGUACAGCUUUAUGUAAGCGGGCUGCUUUUAUCCUGUUAGUGCUUAGAUAACCCUGCUCAUGUCCACAUUCUGCAUGAAGAGGUGUUUAGAUUUGCAAAAAGAGUAUUGGACUGGAAGAUCUUGGGAUUUGACCAAACAGGCCAACGACUUUGCACGAUAGAUCCUGGUUUAGUUUGAGGAAUGAAGUUGUUGUUUCCAUAGAAACCAUUAAAAUAAGCACACAGUCCUUUAUUUGCAGUUUGACCCCAUUCCUCACAUUAAAUGAGAAAUAUUCCAUCUCUAUUUGACUCAAUGAGCACUUGUUGUACAUAAUUUUAAAUGACAACAGACACCAUACAUGCAACCUCCAUUACUGUAUGAUAGUACUACUAGCAGUAAGGAUCCCGACUUGUCCCUCAUUCUGACAGCUUUUCUACUUUAUCUUAAAAUGUUCACCUUUAAGUGCCUCUGAUCCUGCUUUCACACAAUCCAUUCCUCCCACUGUGCUUCAGUGCUUGUGGCUUUCCAGAAAACGUUUGCUGGUAAAAUGGUGUUUGGGAUUAGACUAACUGGCGCCAUCUUGUGGGCCAUUAUGAUACAUUCGCUUUAAGAUCCACAUGUUUGUGCAACACCAGACCCAGACUCAACAGUGUCCACCAAAUAACUCCAGUUGUUUUACUUCUUUGCGGCCGGUGUGCCAUCAGAGAGGUUUGGUUUAUUAGUUUUAAACGAAUGAGCCUCGCAGCUUUAAUUUAUUAUUGCAACACCUCAUCCCAUCAGGGUUUAUUCCUUCCAUUCCCCUUCAGAUUCAAGCAGAGAGAAGCUAAUGUGAGGAAUUCUCAGUGCAGAGAGGGUAUUUUUUAAAGAUCAGUCUGUAAACCAAAUUAAUUUAGACCCUCUUUAAAAUUCCCACAAGAAAAUGAGAAGAAAGUCACAUCUUAAACCAGCAUCUUGUGUAUAUUGAGCUUUUCUAACCUUUGCUCCUUCCUCUUUCCAGGUAAUCAGAGAUAGUAUACCAGAUUUCAGCAAACCCUUUUAAACUCUUAAUUCAGAGCUUUAACCCAUAUUGUAGUGCAGACUAUUUACAGAGGGGUUUUGCAACAUUGUCAGUAUUAAUACAUGUUUGUGUUGUUACAUGUCUGGAUGUGUAUUUGGCCAUUGACUGGCUGUUUUGGGGUGUAAAGAUGGAAUCUAGAGGAAAGAAAUUAGUAGAUUGUUCAAUGCACUUUUAUAAUGGGACAUUUCCAUUUGCAGCACCAGGUUUUUGAGGGCUUUGGGUCCCUCUAGAGGCAAGAUGGGUGCAACGAAAGUGUGGUGCAAAAAUAACACGAGGGUGGAGGACUGAGAGGAAAAGGGCAAGUGAGGUUGGGGCAUCUGGCUGGACCUCUGGAAACAUUAACAAUGAGUGACAGAGGUGGGAUUUGUGGGGAUGUGGAAAUGAAAAGGCGACACUCCUACAGAACAGAGGGUUUGGGUUUUAAACUUAAAAAAGAAGAAGAAAAAAAAAAGGAAGGGCGGGAGGGGUGUCUCCAUCAGCACAUUUCUGUUCUUACAUGCACAUGCCGUCGUUCUGCAUGCCGACAGAAGGGUGCACAACGUGUGAUGUGUUGAUACUUUAAAAAAAACAUUGCUUGCAAAAAUGAAACACACCUGUUUCACCUCAGUUUGUUCUGCCUGAGAAACGUUGCACCCAUUUUUUAAGGUUGUAUAAUUGUGAGGAGUCAGUAUUUUUAUGGUUGGAAAAAAUAUAUCCUCCACUGAAAGAUGUACAGUUGGAAAAAAAGCAUUUUGUACACCAUUGUUGAUGUUUGAGAUAACAUAAAAAAGAUUAAAACAUUGAGGAAUGUUCCAUUUUCCUGUAAAUUGUACCUCUAUUUAUUUGCCUUAUUUAGUUUGCUAUAUUUUGUAUGUACACACAGCAUUACAACAAAAUGUCAUAUUAAAAAUAUGAAUAAUUAAACUGUGGUCCGUGUAUGAUGGAUAGUUCUGAGACUCGUAUAAGAAUGAUUUUUUUUUUUCUAUGAUUUUGUUUUGUAUGUUUUCUCACCCUGUGUCUUUUGUAGGGUUACAAUAAACUUUUGUCCCCCACAGCUGACUGUUUA